CGCCGUCAGAUACAAACUGCAUGGUUUGUCAAGCUGAUCACGCCUUGGAGAGCUGUGCUGUUUUUCAGAGCUGGACAGUGGGCAAAAGAUACGAGUUCUGUAAGCAGACAAGAAUCUGUUUUAGAUGUCUCGCCGGACAACAUCGUGGAAUAAGAUGCCACCGGUUUCCUGGAUGUCAGUUAGAGGGGUGUGGAGGAAGCCACCACACCUUACUGCAUGCCAGUCUGCGACAAGAUAAGCAACUGGAACAGAGAGGACGGCUGAAAGAGCAGCACCGACAGACGGAGAACACAAGUCAGAACCGUCAGACUACGAGCCAUCUACCUCAGCAAGGUCAACUAGAACAGAGCGGACAGUUGAGCUGGUCACAAUACCGCCAAGAAGGAGCUCACAGCAGUGGAUGUCAGUCAUCGCGCAACACGCCAAACACCACCAGCAGUAGCAGUAGCGGGAACACACAAAGCUCCGGAAUAAGCUACAAUACGGCAGCCUCCAGAUCACCACCAGGAAAAGGAGCGACCGCAUUCACCCCACCAGGAGCUCCCCACUUCAACGGCGCGUGCGAGGCAAUGAUCAAGUGCGCCAAGCGGGCUCUGAAAAGAACACUCGAGAGGGCCGAUCUUACCGAUGAGGAGCUUCAAACUGCCUUCUGCCGAGCCGAGGCACUGCUGAACACCAGACCAAUCACAGUCGUCUCAGCUGACGCCAACGAUGAGAAGCCACUGACGCCAGCAGACUUCAUCUUGGGGACGGCUAGCAUCGAGACCUCACCGGCAUCACAGGAUGACGCUACAACUCUUCGGCAGCGCUGGAAACGGCUCCAGCAACUAUCCAUAGAGUUUUGGAAGCGUUGGCUUCGAGAAUAUGUACCAGCUCUCCAGGCGAAGUCAAAGUGGUUGAAGCCUCAGACCGACUUGAAAUCAGGCGAUUUGGUCCUGGUGAUCGACGCAAAUACCCCGAGGAGUCAGUGGCCACUGGGGCGAAUCGAGGAAGUGUUACCGGGGAAAGAUGGCCACGUGCGUGUGGCUACAGUGAAACUGCACAAUAAGGUCGUGACGAGACCAGUCGUGAAGCUGAUUCACAUCGAUGUGCUCCAGUGAAGUAGUAGCCAGUAGUCAAAGUAGUGGAAAUGUGAAAGUGAUACCUCUAUGUAGAAUUGGUUGAAUUCGUGUCAAUUCAAAGUCGAGGGGGGUGUUACAGAGGUU
Messenger RNA from Amphibalanus amphitrite, 1205 nucleotides. RefSeq lists its product as uncharacterized. NCBI's taxonomy places the organism in Eukaryota, Metazoa, Arthropoda, Thecostraca, Balanomorpha, Balanidae. The transcript is spliced from 2 exons. The coding region runs from base 21 to 1100 and encodes 359 amino acids. Gene Ontology annotation, molecular function: nucleic acid binding. The record is from RefSeq and is a predicted model, not a curated record.